AUGAAUGACGACGAGGAGCGCGAACUCACGGAGGCCCUCAAAGUUGGCAAGGCGCUUCUUGUUGAGGGGCACAGUGGCCACAGGCUGCGUUUCUAUCACGAUGCCUUGCCGUUUCUGGCGGCGAAGGCCGGUAUGGGUGGGGAGCGCGCGCCAGUGCCUCUGCUGGUUUCGUCGUUGAGACGCCUCUGCAGUUAUUUGCGGCGUGCAGAUUUGUCCAGACGCCAUGUAUUUUUUGUCAACACCGAUCUCUGCGCUUUCUGCGAAGUGAGGGACGCGCUUCAUAAGCACUAUGGAGCGGCCACCCGGCUUCAACGGCUAUCGCUUCGUAAACUUCAUCACAGUUGCAGUGAGACGUUGAAAGUACUAGAGGCGUUUGAGCGAAAGCGGGAGGUGGCAUUGGCGGCGGCGAAUUUUCGCUACUUCUUUGGCGACGUGGGUCGCGAUCCACUUCUCAUUCCAGAGGAGUGCGGAAUCUCGGCAUUUGCGUCGCGUGUGCAAAACUCGGUAGACGCUACACUGAAGGCCGGGGUGGUGGACGUGCGCUCCUAUUGCUCGGCGUGGAUGCCGGAUUUGGGUCGGAGGUUAUGGACAGACACGUAUGUUUUUGAGCGUAUAUUGCCUCCAGAUCCAUGCGGUGAUCCGCUUCCACUUUUUCGUGGUGUCGUAGAGACUAUUCUAAAGAGGGAAGUCACCCUUAUAGACGUGAGCGACCUUCGAGAAGGUGUGGAGCGUAUGGCGCUUUCCUUGGCUGUUUCGUCAAAGGAAAAACACUGUGCCAAGGAGCUUCUGGAGAGAGUUGUCACAGGUACAAAGCGGAUGGGUUGGGUGCUUGUCGCCCAGACCGCAACACCAUCUUCAUUUGAUAUGCCGCAGCACACGUUGCACUUGUGGUGUGGAGCGCAAGUGGUUUUGGGGGACGGACGCAUGGGGACUGUCAAGGGAUUUGAGGAGACUUCAUUGUGUCGCGACCGGAAGGCGAAGUGGCCUGUCGUCGUGAUUGACGGUGAGGUUGACGGUAACGUUGUUUUGCCCUCCGCCGACUUUCUUCAUGGGGUUUUAAAUUUGCGCGUGUCCGAGCUGCCACUCCGUCUCGCCGACACCAUGACGGCCGAGGAGCUCUUUCUCACCCCUCGUUCUUUACUUGCGCGGCGCCUCUUUGUUCUUCGCCCAAGUCUCUUUAUUGGCCAUCUCCCCCGGCUUCGAUGCGCAUUUGCGUCGCUGCCUUCCCUGUCGUGCGUGGCGCUGACUAGUCCGUUGCCGCGGAACCUACGGAUGACUGUUGCGACUCGGUGA
This is a messenger RNA of Trypanosoma conorhini, 1293 nucleotides long. RefSeq lists its product as uncharacterized. The transcript has a single exon. Lineage: Eukaryota; Euglenozoa; Kinetoplastea; Trypanosomatida; Trypanosomatidae. The coding region runs from base 1 to 1293 and encodes 430 amino acids. The record is from RefSeq and is a predicted model, not a curated record.